UAUUUUUGACACAUUUUUCUCUUUUUGUUUGUCUGUCUUUGGUUUAAUAUAACUUAAUUAGUAGGUUGGGUCUCAACGUAUGGGCAGUUUACAAUAUGUGGCGUUCUUGUGCUCUUUAAGGUUACUGUUUAGGUUUAUGCUUUAUUACUUGUCUACAUUCCCGUGAAAUGUCGAUGCAUUCCCCCAAUGGAUUAUUCCCAAAUAAAAUACUUUCAUAUUUCAGGUAUCUUGUUUCCUCACUUGCUUAUCCCUUAUGUGGCGUCUUCAAAGGUUAGCCUUCAUAUAAGAAAAGUUCAGGUUAAAGUAAGCAAUAAGAGGAAGUGUAGUUAUUAAGAACAGGCAGGUGGGUGGAGUCAUAGACACAUGAACGUUUCGACGUAAAGUUUUUUCUGUGGGUGGAGUGACAGAAGCUUUCGGUUCAGCGCUUCCGUAUCACUGUCUGGUUGCUUUUCAUUCAGCCGAAUUGCAUGUACAUUUAGACUAUCGGCUGUUAAAAAGUUAAGGUAAAAGGAGGCCUAUUAAGUAAGGAAUGCUUUUGUUCCACUUCAGAAUACAGACAGGUAGGUAAUACAGUAACCUAGGUUUUUUGGUAAAGCUCUUUGCCAAGUUUGAACGAUAUAACAUCAGCCUCACUGCAGUCUGUUUAGCAAUCUAUGUUAUUAGUAGGUCUAAUUGCUUAUCAAAAUCUGUGGAAUUGGUUACUAAAAAUGUCGUAAUACGAUUAUCGUUAGCUCAUUUGUUUCUCUCUUUGACGGAUGCUGAGGCUGUAACAUUAGGCCUAUUUUCACUCAACAUGAAUGAAAUUCAAAUCGAGAAAUAAUUUCUCCGUGGAGCCUGGUAAAUGUAUUAAAGAGUGAUACAGUAAGAAAGAGUGAUGAGUAAGAUUCCUUAUUUUUAGGGUUGGGUUUUUGGGGAAUUACCCUGCCUGUCUGAACUGAUCCCAAAUCUGAGCACGAAAUCUGCACUUCAUAUUUCCUCUGGGGAUGUUGCAUUUAUGUGCUGGUUGUCAUAUUUCUAGUGCUAAGAUAAGGUUGAUGAGGUGUAAGUUAAGUUCUCAGAUUAUAACCCAUUCCAUUAUAGGAUAUUAAUAUGAUGUGGGAGUACCCUGGAGCCGUUAACCUGUUGUCUAGCAGGUGUAAAACUUCAUUGUCAUAUAUGUCAUUUUUUCAUUUUAAUUGUAUUUUCUUCCUUUAAAAGAGAAACGAUUUAUAUAUUAUUCAGACAUUAUUCCCCUCCAGGAAGUACCACACCAAAUAUAUACUGCAUCUUUUUACUGACGAUGGAGAGGAGAUUUGCACCUACUGAUACUUUUUCACUUGACAUCUGCAACAUAAUUAUUGUUUGUAUUAUACACUGUCACUGUCUGUUUUUCUUUCUCUGUGUGCUAAUUUGUCCAUCCAUCCUGUCCUGUUCCACAUAGCUAAUGGAGUUCCAGAGGCGACUGCUGCAGGUGGACCAGUGUCUGAGCAAGGCUGACGUCCAGGCACUUGCUUUCCUUUGCGUUGACCUUGUCAGCAAAGAUUUAAGCUCUGUGUCUUCUGCCGAAGAGCUGUUCAGCAUACUAACUGAUAAUGACCUCUUGUCUAGCGAGGACACUUCCUUACUCACAGAACUGCUCCAGACCUGUCACCGGCAAGACUUGAUACGGGACUUCGGAACAUUUCUGCAGCCUGCAGAGAGCUGCAUUGGGCCCUACAGAAAACUCCUCUUUGAUCUUUCUGAGAACAUCACGGAUCAAGACCUUAAAACCAUGAAGUUUUUGCUGCGCAAAACUCUACCCCGCAAGAAAUUGGAUGGCAGAAUAACUACUCUUCACCUUCUGAUGGAGAUGGAGAAAGAGGAUGUGUUGAGCAGUGAGAACUUGGACGUCUUGAAGAAAAUUCUAAUAGAUGUAUGCCCCAGCUUGACAAAAAGAAUCGACAAGUUUAAAAGAGAAACUAAUCAAAGAUCAACUCAGCUGUCGAAUCAAAUCAACAUAGGCCCCAUAUCCCAAGAAACAGAAGGAGAAGAAAAAACAAGGAGUACGAUGGAGGAUAUGUCCCAUCAGCUGCCCUCCCGUGGUUGUUCUGGAGAUGAAUUUAUUCAACCACCAUACGUCUGUGAAGAGCCCAACCACUCAACCGAGGAAUCGGGUAUUGCAGGUGCUUCUGAACAUGCAGGGUCCUUGAGUGUCCCAACAGAAGGACUGGAAACUAUGAGUCUACUCAGCAUCUCUGACAAUGAGGUGCAGAGCCACCAUUUGACCUUCUCUUCAGUCCCUGGAAAUAUGGAUCUUAAACAAGACACUUUUCUCUCCAGAGCGUCAGCUACUGCCGUGAGUUUGUGUAUGUGCUUCCUGUUUCAGGACCUUCCACAAUAUGACAUGAAAGGAGAGAAGAGAGGUGUCUGCUUGAUUAUAAAUAAUCAUGACUUCUCAAAGUCUGCCUUGCCACUAGGUAAAAGAGAUGGAACACAGUUUGAUGAAAGUAGGUUGGAGAAGGUGUUUGAGUGGCUGGGCUUUGAGAUAGAGACCAAGCGGGACUGCACCGAGCAACACAUACUGUCCCUGAUGGAGGAUCUGAGCCGGAGGGAUCACUCCCAGGGGGACUGCUUUGUGUGCUGUGUGCUCAGCCACGGCCUCGAGGGCACCGUCUACGGAGUGGAUGGGAACCAGGUCAGACUCAGGCAGCUCACUGAGCCUUUCUCAGGGAACCACUGCCCUUCCUUGAAGGAGAAGCCCAAACUCUUCUUCAUCCAGGCGUGCCAGGGCAUUAAAGAGCAGCCGGUGGUGUUUAUCCAGACCGACGGACCCCUCCCCAGGUCACUCUCCACUGAUGCAGGAGUGCCCAAGAACUCCAUUCCAGCUGACGCAGACUUUCUGCUAGGCAUGGCCACCAUACCGGAGUAUGCCUCUUUCAGGGACAAAAAGGAGGGCACAUGGUUCAUUCAGUCAUUGUGUGAAAACCUGCAGUUACUGGUGCCUCAGGGGGUCGACUUGCUCUCCAUCUUGACAGAAGUGAACAAUGAUGUAAGCAGAAAAGCAGCUGGUGCCAAAAAGCAAAUGCCUCAACCAGUGUUCUCACUACGGAAGAAGGUCAUUUUUCCCAUCCCUAGAAGCCCAGCGCCCGCCCUGUAGUCUGUAGCAAAAUCACUUGAGGAUUUCUGUACAUGGACAUACUGUGCAAUUGUCAUCAACAUGGCAUCAACUGAAUUGUAUUUGUUCUUUGCAGAACAUUUGAAAGACAUUUCACUCAGUUUCAAUGUGCCAAAUAGUUUCAAACAGGCAUGUUAAUAAAGACAAACAUACAGUUUGGUAUACAAUGGGGUUUAAAAGAAAACAUGCAGUGGAGGAACCUCCUUGGAGCAAGGCUAAAAAAUGAAUGUAAAGAACAAACAGGCAAUAAAAACAUGGUCACUGUGGAUUGGGCACUACUGCUGUCACGUCAGCGCUGAACCCAGCUCCUGCCAUGCACGAUCACCUGCACCUGUCACUCACACCAUGUAAACUCCUCACUCCUUUCAUUCCUUGUCUGGCCUCGUUGAACAAAGAACUAAAUGCCAAAUGACAACUUGUUCCCGACAUUCACGCCUGCGAUCUCCUUCGUCCCUUAGAUUUCUAUUUCAGUUCUAAACUCCAGUCUAGUGGUAAAAUUAGUUUAAAAUAUACUUCUGAGUGGUCACCCCGUUUGUUUGUUGGAGUUCGAAUAAAAAAAACCCUGCUAACCA
Messenger RNA from Clupea harengus (Atlantic herring), 3705 nucleotides. It is a transcript of the gene casp10, whose product is annotated as caspase 10, apoptosis-related cysteine peptidase. Gene Ontology annotation, molecular function: cysteine-type endopeptidase activity; protein binding. The record is from RefSeq and is a predicted model, not a curated record. Lineage: Eukaryota; Metazoa; Chordata; Actinopteri; Clupeiformes; Clupeidae. Gene Ontology annotation, biological process: proteolysis; regulation of apoptotic process.